Molecule: messenger RNA, 660 nt
Organism: Phytophthora nicotianae INRA-310
Lineage: Eukaryota; Oomycota; Peronosporomycetes; Peronosporales; Peronosporaceae
Exons: 1
Coding region: 89-397 (102 amino acids)
Source: RefSeq, a predicted model, not a curated record
UGCUCGCUCAACGACCCUGCAGAAUGCUGGUUACAGUUAAGUCCAAGCUGUAUUGCUCUUAACAACAAGGCUUGGGGCCGAGGGAAUAAUGCGAGUCGGUGUUUGUAGUGCUCUUAGUGCUCUGUGGACAUCAGCAGAGCUGGCAGAAGUUUCCAUUCGGAACCCCCCGUCUAAAAGAUCGUCCCUCCGAAAGGCCAGCUGCGCGGUGUCAUACUUAAUCCAAGUGAGUCUAGUGUCACGUCGUGACGCUCGUCUGAAUGGCAAAACCGGCGCUAGUCCGCAGCGCAGCACGCCACCGCGACGACUUGGGAAACCACCGUCGCCGAGAGAUCAAAGCUCGCUGGCGGCUCACCGAGGUUGUACAUGCGUGCAUGUAACAUGUACUUUAAUAACAUGAGGGCACAUUUCUCUUUUGAAGGUGCAUGAAAGAUGCAGAGCGAAAUCUAGGACGAUGGAGAAAGUUCGGUGCAGAUCAUUUUCGCGGCGACCACACAAAUGGCACACAAAUUAUGUUUGUGAUACAGACGAUCCCUUCGGUAGUAAUCCCUAGAAAUGGAAUACUCCUCAGUAGCAGUAAAUUAGUUGACCAGUCACAUACAAACCCAAGAUAUUAUUCCCUCAAACCCCUCAAUCGUAAAUGGAAAACAUUUGAAGUCAAAC